AGGGGUUAUGCAUUAUCUGUAUACCUAUUUUGAAAGAAAACACGUGUCUUAUGAUACUCUACUACCUCGUCUUUUUCCCUUUGUGUUGGACAAUAUAGACUACCAUCAGAUUUCCCCUCCCGCAAUAACAGGUACUUUAUAUUCUCGACGGUAAAUAUGGCAUAUGUGGCGUAGUUGUCCCAUUUAUCCCUACGAAGUGGAGUGAACCUGCAGGACCAACGGCUCCCUUACUUCGUGUCACGGCUCCUACGUGCUCCGAGCAUCUUUCCGAGAUGUACUCGCAACUAACAGCAUGUCAAAACACUAGAUCUCUUAAAAAUUUCAUAUCACCAAGUACAUGCAAACGCUGGCCAAGACAGAUAUCAAUAAGAUCACACAAACAUCAACUCACAUCUAGAUAAACCAGGGACACCACUUCAACCCCUCGCCAUCAUGGGCGCGCAAUGGUCCCAAGUCUUCCCCCCCAAACCAACCUUCACAGAAACCAGCCUCGGCUCGCAAGAAGGCAAAGUCUUCCUUAUCACCGGCGGGUACUCAGGCAUCGGCCUCGAGCUCGCCAAGAUCCUGUACAGCAAGCACGCACGCGUCUACAUCGCAGGGCGAUCCGAGCAGAAAGCCGUCCAGGCCAUCGCGGACAUCCGCGCAGAACACCCUCUCUCCAACGGCAGUCUCGAGUUUUUGUUUUUGGAACUCGACGACCUGCGCGGCAUCAGAGCGGCCGCGGACGCGUUCAAGGCGCUCGAGACGCGGCUCGACGUGCUAUGGAACAACGCGGGCGUCUCGCGGCCGCCGCUCGGCAGCGUCUCGAAGCAAGGGAUCGAGCUACAGCUCGCGACGAACUGUCUCGGGCCCUUCCUGUUCACGCAGCUUCUCACGCCGCUCCUCGAGACCACGGCAGCCGCCAACAGUAAAACCGCCCCCGGCAGCGUGCGCGUGGUCUGGACGUGCAGCAACAUCGUCGAGCUAUCCGCGCCGCCGGGCAUGCUGAUAAUGUCUGAACUAGACGACCCGCCGCAAGACCAGUCGCGCGUGUACACGAACAGCAAGGCGGGGAACUGGCUGCUGUCGGCGGAGCUCGCGCGCCGGUCCGGGCCCGCGGGCGUCGUCAGCGUCGCGCUGAACCCGGGAACCGCGUACACGAACCUGUUCCGGCACACGCCCGCCGUCUGGUUCUGGGCGUACUUGCUCAUGUGCUGGCCCCGGACCGCCGCAUACACGGAGCUGUACGCGGGCCUAUCCCCGGACAUAGGGUUGCGGAAUAACGGAUGCUAUGUCGUUCCGUUUGGGAGGCUGGCUCGGGAGCAGGAUCAGAGGGAGGAUUUGUUGAGGGCGCUUAGGGCGGAGGAGGAGGGGGGUUCGGGAAGGGCGAGGGAGUUUUGGGAGUACUGCGUGGCGAAGACUAGGGAUUAUUAUAACUGA
Molecule: messenger RNA, 1419 nt
Organism: Annulohypoxylon truncatum
Lineage: Eukaryota; Fungi; Ascomycota; Sordariomycetes; Xylariales; Hypoxylaceae
Product: short-chain dehydrogenase
Exons: 1
Coding region: 433-1419 (328 amino acids)
Source: RefSeq, a predicted model, not a curated record